UCCGACAUGAAGUUGCCGCACGCUUCAGUGUUCUUCGCGCCUCUGUGGUGGUGUGCCAUUCUGAUCAUCGUGCUCCCAACUAUAUCCAGUCGCCCAGCGAGCACGUCCAGAGGCAAGGAGGUCGCGCAGCAAGUGACUGAUGGAAAGUGUGUCAUCGAUUGUAGCGGCUUGGGAGGGCGCUUCUACAGUGGGUGGUUGGAUGCCACGCAACAAUCGGCCGACUUCUACAAGGAGCACAUUCAGCCAAAGAUGCACCGUUUCAAAGUGAGGGCAUAGUUGCUUGUGAAGACUCCAGAGGUGCAGCGUGGUCCUGAUGAGAGCUCCGUCGACUUCUGAAGCCUAGCAGACUUUGGCAGAGCUCAAAGGAAAAUGAGCCUACCGUGAUUGGAAUGGCGUACGAUGAGUGAGCACGGAUCUCGCAGACCCGGCCCAUGCACGCUUCACACAAGUGACGCUUGACCCUCGCGCUGCACCCUUGACUGCUUCGGCAAAGAAAC
This is a messenger RNA of Ceraceosorus guamensis, 497 nucleotides long. RefSeq lists its product as hypothetical. The record is from RefSeq and is a predicted model, not a curated record. Bases 7 to 276 code for a protein of 89 amino acids. NCBI's taxonomy places the organism in Eukaryota, Fungi, Basidiomycota, Exobasidiomycetes, Ceraceosorales, Ceraceosoraceae. The transcript has a single exon.